CAGCCCACGGAAAGAGGACCCUCAGUUUUAUCAUCUGGAGAGCCAGAGAGCCUCUGCCAGGGGUCACCUAGACCCGUCUGUUCCAGCAGGUGUGCAAAAAUAUUAAAAUAUUAGGAAUAAUUGUACUGACACUUACAACCCCAUUGUAUAGGAUUACUGCACCGUUUAAGAAGAAGCCACAGCUCCUCACUGAGAAUCGAAAUCAGGACAGCUGUUGCAGUUGACACUAGAUGGGACAGAAUUCCCUAAUUGGAUUUUACGUCGAGGGAAUUCUGAAAUCAUGAGCCAGAUGAGUCCUUCUGCUUCACAGGGAAACUCUUCCCCACCGGUGGACCCCAAACUCACUUCAGCUGCCAAAGUGAGCUUCCUCCAUCCAGGAGCAGGAUCGGACACUAACGUCAGGAUUCCAGGGAUCAAGCCUAAGCUGAGCCCGAAGCCUCUUGUUCUUCCACCAGUUCCUGCGAUUCCAGUCGUAGCCCCCAGCAAGCCGCGGCAGCCUCACACGAGCUGGGUGCACAGCGCCAAACAGAAAGAGGAAGCUGAUGCACAGAGCAGAGCAAAAGAGAGCCGGAGAACUGAAAGGACGUCCUUUCUGUCUGCUGUCAUCGAGCGGACCUCAAAGCUGUAUGGAUACACACCUGCGCUACAUCCGAGCUCCUCCAGGGAGACACCUGCCAUGGAGCCUGCUGAUAUGACAUCACAUCUCAAUAAGGACAGCGCUGAGACUUCAACAUUGAUGGCAGAAGCACAGCCUAUUGCAACACAGAAAGCCAUGGUCCCAAUGGCCAGACUUAGAUCUGCAGUUCCUGUGAAGGGAGAAGCAUUUAAUCGGGUCAACGGCUCAUCUGCACAUGCACAGAACGUUGCCAAAGCCAAGUACGAGUUUCUCUUCGGAAAGACAGAAGACACCGGCUCAUCAGAUAGCGUCACCUCUCCGAGCCAGGAGAAACAGGAAAGCGGCUCAGGUCUUGAUUCCGCUCUUGAUGACGAUGACAUUGAUGAGACGUCGCUCUUCCAGGAGAUUGACAGGGAGCUGUCGAACCUAUUGAGCGGCCUGACUGCUCAGAGUCAGCAUGCUGCGGCCGAACAGGACUCGACGUCAGGAGAUGCCGCCGCCUCACCCAUGAUACCCUGCAACGGGCAAAACGAAACCCCACAGUCGGAACUGGAUAUGGCCAAGCAGGGCCUGGACCUUCAGAACGGCCAGUCCGAGUUAGCAGGAGACUCCCUCCUCACGUCUGGUCUGCUGUUUGACUCGUGGUGCGAGGCGCUCAUAAAGGACCCCAGCUCAGUUAUGGCGGCUGCAAACGAGCUGAGCUGCUUCAGCUCUGGGCCCAGUCGAGAUCCCAGGAAUGCAUCGCCCAGCCAAAAUAAACCUGACGCCAGCCCGACUCCAGCUGCAGCACAUGGGGAGCAGUCCAUAGAGGUGCCCUCCCAAGAAAACUCUGAAAAGGAGACGGAGGGCAAAAGGGCCGGGUCACCCUCGCUCAGUAGGGCGGACGACCCCUCGGCAGAACUGGUAGACGAGUCUCUAGAGGAGUCCAAUAAAAUACUGGCCGAAGUCCCGGGCAUCUUCAGCGGCUUUCUGGAAGGGGGCAAUCUGCGGGACAAGCCGCCGAAGAAGCUGCGGUUUGUGGAGAGCAAGGCGGAGAGCCUUGUGAACGGAGAGAUGCAAAAUGGAACGUAUCAGAGCUGCGGCGCAAAAGAGGAAGUGACUCAGGACGUGCAACAUAGGGAAACCACAGCAGUGCCACAGGGGCGUGCGCUUAGACCCGAGCACAAACCAACAGAAAACGGCUCAGACAGGUGUUCUGAAGUUAAAUCUGCUGCAGGUGAGAGUGACACCACAGAUGUCUUCAGCUGCCAGUUUGAGAACAUCCUGGAGUCGGAGCGUCUGCGGGGGACUCUUUACAGUAGCAUGGACUCGCUGGAUGAACUGUCCAACCCUGUGCCUGAACCCAGUACUCAAAGCACUCUGGAACCCUCGUUUGCCUUUGACAUUCCCCUCACUCCCAUGAUUCAGCAGCGACUCAAAGACAGAAGUCUGUUCUUGGAUGCGGGCGCGCCUGACCUGAGCUCGGACGGCGAGAUGCUGAGCGUCACAGCCAUAAAGGAGAGCGGCAGGGCAGCUCUGGAGGUGACCUCAUCGUUUCUCUCAGUGGGUUGUGAGGAUGCAGGAGCAGCUCUAGCAAACGGUUUAAACGUCAAAGACCCCAGAGACUGGCUGCAGGACUGUUUAAGCAGCGAUGCAGGGCUGAAGGACGUGCUGUCAGACUGGGACUCAGACAUGGAUGGUGUGGAAUGUCUUAAGGACACAGAUGUUCUCCACAAUGGCAGCCGAAGUGACCAGGAAGCUGCCCGACGUCUGGCCAGACGGCUCUACCACCUGGAGGGCUUCCGGCGCUCGGAUGUCGCCAAACAUCUGGGCAAGAAUAAUGACUUCAGUAAGAUGGUUGCAGAAGAGUACCUCAAAUUCUUUGAGUUUACAGACAUGACAUUGGACCAAUCACUCAGAUGUUUUCUGAAAGCAUUCUCACUAAUGGGCGAGACUCAGGAGAGAGAGCGGGUGUUAAUUCAUUUCUCUAAUCGGUACUAUCAGUGUAAUCCCACUGUCAUCAAUGCACAAGAUGGAGUUCAUUGCCUUACCUGUGCGCUUAUGCUGCUCAACACUGACCUUCAUGGCCCGAAUAUUGGGAAGAAGAUGACGUGCCAGGAAUUCAUCAAUAACCUGGACGGACUCAAUGCAGGACAAGAUUUCCCUCGGGAGCUGCUGAAGUCAAUGUAUAACUCCAUCAAGAAUGAGAAGCUGGAAUGGGCAGUUGAUGGAGAUGAGCUGAAGAAGUCUCUGUCUGAGCUGGCGGAUAAGAACCAUCACUCUCAUACUAAGAGCUUCAGUCGCAUCAGCAGCGGCAGUAACCCGUUCCUGGACAUUGCCCAUGACCCCAACGCUGCUGUCUACAAAACUGGCUUCCUGGCCCGCAAAAUCCACGCUGACAUGGACGGAAAGAAAACACCAAGGGGGAAACGAGGCUGGAAAACCUUCUAUGCUGUUCUCAAAGGCAUGAUCCUCUAUUUGCAAAAGGAUGAGUAUAAGCCGGAGAAGGCCCUAUCAGAGGACGAUCUGAAGAACGCCAUCAGCGUGCAUCAUGCUCUUGCCAUCAAGGCUAUGGACUAUGAGAAGAAACCCAAUGUGCUCAAACUCAAGACCGCUGACUGGAGAGUGUUCCUCUUCCAGGCCCAGAGCCCUGAGGAAAUGGAGUCCUGGAUUAGAAUAAUCAACUCGGUGGCGGCCAUGUUUUCCGCCCCGUCUUUCCCCGCUGCCAUCGGCUCUCAGAAAAAAUUCAGCCGUCCGCUGCUGCCGGCGACCACCACCCGAAUGUCUCAGGAAGAGCAGCUCAAGUCCCACGAGGCCAAGCUGAAGCACGUCUCUACAGAAUUAGCCGAACACAGAUCCUACCCGCCGGAUAAGAAGGUCAAAGCCAAAGAGAUCGAUGAGUACCGCUUGAAAGAGCACUACCUGGAAUUUGAGGAGAGCCGUUACGAGAUGUACGUGAAGCUCCUGAAAGAGGGGGUGAAAGAGCUCCUGACGGCCCGGGACGGCGACGCGGCGCUGAAGAAGUCGCAGUCCAGCCCGUCUCUCAACCAAGAGUCCCAGCCGGCCGCCGCCAAAGUCAAGCGCAACACGUCUGAGCGGAAGGAUUACCGGCCCGAAACACCCAAGGUUACAUAGGCGGUGUUUCCGCUUCCUGUCAGAGAGCCAUUGUAUAUCACGCGUGACUGUAUUUUGAUGUAAUUUAUUUAUCUGCCGACAGUUGUAUCAGAAAACAUUUGUGUAAAAUGUAAAUUGAUCAAUUGGUUGGAAGUUGUAAAUCUCUAGGUCUCCCUUGACCAGCCGGUGCUUGUGGAGCAAAUAGUGUGGUUUUCUUUUUUAUUCGUUAGCGUGUAAAGAUUUUGUGGUCGCACUUUAUUUUACAGUGAAUGACUGAGUAAUAUUAGGUAGGUAACUACAGGGAUUAGGUUAGGUUUAGGGUUAGAUUCGGCCAACAGGACUGUAAAAUAAAGUGCCACUGAGAACAUGGCUGUCUCUUGAUCGUGCUGUUCCCCUAAAUUGCUUUUCCUCCAAGAGAAGUAUUUUUUUCAAGUGGACACGUCCACUUACAUAUGCUAGGCAGUAGAUAUAGUCUCACUCAGAGCGUUAGCUGUUAUUUUAAUAGACGAACACACGGCGGAUCUGAACUGACAGUAGAGAGAGGGGUCGUUUUUAGGACCCUUCAGGAUUUCGGUGCAUGGAUGCGAUGCGGGAUUUAUCACGAUAGCCUUUCGUUUUCGUCGCGGAUAUAGUCCACUACCGAUGUACUAACCACCUACUAACAAACCACCGAAUUCUCCAUAUAAUAUGUAGUCGCGCGCGUUAAUGGAUCGUACCAGCAUGUCGCAGCAAUGGACCGAAACUCUAAAUAGAUUAUUUUCUAACGAUGAUUUCGAGGUACUUGCUGAGUUCCGGCAUUUCAGACUGCAGGAUUAGAUGGCGUUGGCGUCGACGCCAUCGACCGCGCAGUUUGUGCCAUUUAUUUUUUUAUCUGUUUGUUGAAGUAAAGAGUAUACUUCUGCUUUUUUCAGUAGUGUAAAUGCCAAUGCUCCUUUUGUGUAUUUUAUAAUCUUAUAUAUAUUUGAAUUUUUAAUUCUCAGUUCAGAACAUUAUUGUUGUAAAGAUGACAGUAGUAUUUAUAGUGCACUUUAUUAGUUCUUUUGACUCUUUUAGAGAGCUUUAUAAAGGGUAGUGAUAUGUUACUUCAUUAUACAGGUUUUUCAAGCAUAACCAAAUCUGUGGUUGAUUUUAUUGAAGGUACACAGCCGAAGGUACAUUUUCACUCGUGUAAAGUCGUGUUAGUUCGUCUGUGCUCGUGUAUUUUUGCCGUCACGUUUAGGUUGUUCGAAUACAGAGGCUUCUAUUAGAAUUGAGAACAUUUUGGUUCUGAAUUGUCGCUUUUCGUGAUGCUGACCUUGAAUCUAAGAUGUCAUUUUCAUUACAGAAAAAAAAAAAAACGACGACGUGAACACUAUAUGAACGUUCGACAGUGUUUUUGCACACCAACAAAGCCGGAUCUAUUAUUUUAGAGCUUUUGAAGGUUUAAAAGGAAUCUAUACGAGAAGCUUUUCACAUUUACAGAUAUUAGUCCCUUCAAUCUAUGACAUUUUGUUUACUUGAAGUAUUUUUAAAGACACUUUAUUAUUUUAUGAUAGAAUUUGACAAAUAGAAAGGAUUUGUUCAUAUCUACGCUGUUUUUGUUAUUACAAGCUCUUUCAGCAGACUUUAAAUUUGUUGCUGCGUCUUGUUUUUCAUGUUUUAUUUUCUCGCUGUGAAAUUGCCGGACGUGUUAUUUCUCUUGUCCAGUUCUGAACACAGAAGCACUUAGAUAAUGUUUAUUUUUAUUUAUUUGUUGCUACUUUUAGAACAAAAGUCGCAUUGCUUUUAAGCAGUAUAUACAGUACACACUUAGUAAUGAAUACUACAACUCUGUCAUCAGUAUGAAUGGUGAUAUGAAGAGAUCGACUCUUCCUUUUAUGUGCUACUAUGUUCACCGCUUUUCCAGACCAAAUAGUUUCCUGUGACAUGUAACUCCAGCACUAACCCUUUAACAGUGCACGUCCUACACAGACUUAGUAUUUUCAAAUAGUAAUUCCAUUUGUUAUUAUUUCACAUAGGAUGCAGAGAACGGUUUAAACAAAAAAAUAGGACGUGUAAGAAAGAUAGGGGCAUGCAAGUGCACUUUAGGGUUUCAAAAUAAAAACAAUAACAACUAAUGAAAAUCCAUCCGAAAGUGAGGCUUGCAUAAUUUCAAGCAGUUGCGAGGUCUGAAAUGUCUUUCUUUGUCAUGAUAAUAUUUUGACUGGAACGCUCACUUUUUGUUUGUAAAUCUCCUGGGUGCAAACUGCUCAUGUUUACCAUGAUGUAUGCCACAACACUCAACUUGAUCGUAAAGUUUUUCUCCAUCAAGACUCCAGCCUUGUCAUCUUUGUCUGUUUACUUUUACAAACCCUGUAAUGUAUGAUCUCCUAUCAAAAUGCAAUUGUGUGAGUACUGAAGGAGAGCAGCUGGUUUUAAUGCGCCUUAGCCAUCAGUUGGACCGUUUGGUGUCCAAACUCAGAUAUCGUGAAUACCUUUUUUUAGCUGUGAUCCUGUACUACUCCUUUAAAUCUGUAAAUGUUGUUAAAUAUGCCUGUUGCCCUGUGUUCAGAAGACUGGAUGUGUUGGUUGUGAUCUCUUGGCACGAGCGUGUCUUACGCCUGCCCGCAAAGAUCAGGGACACAAUGUUGGCUUCAGUGAAUAAAAAACUGUAUUUAAUCGUU
Molecule: messenger RNA, 6351 nt
Organism: Labeo rohita (rohu)
Lineage: Eukaryota; Metazoa; Chordata; Actinopteri; Cypriniformes; Cyprinidae
Gene: psd3l
Product: pleckstrin and Sec7 domain containing 3, like
Exons: 16
Coding region: 281-3730 (1149 amino acids)
Biological process (GO): regulation of ARF protein signal transduction
Molecular function (GO): protein binding; guanyl-nucleotide exchange factor activity; phospholipid binding
Source: RefSeq, a predicted model, not a curated record